This is a messenger RNA of Hirsutella rhossiliensis, 2046 nucleotides long. Its product is annotated as putative kinetoplast-associated protein KAP. Lineage: Eukaryota; Fungi; Ascomycota; Sordariomycetes; Hypocreales; Ophiocordycipitaceae. The record is from RefSeq and is a predicted model, not a curated record. The coding region runs from base 1 to 2046 and encodes 681 amino acids. The transcript has 5 exons.
AUGCCACGGCCGACCAAAAUCACGAUUCACACGGGCGGCGAGAGCUCCCGUUCAACCUCGUACAACAGCGACGAAGAAGACUCGUCCCAUCACGAACAAGACUACUCCAUCGUCGACGACGAAGAGUGGGAAUCGCACGGCGACUACUACGACGAAGAAGUCCACCCCUCCGAUUCCGCCUCCACCAGCAACGAUCCGCCUCCCUCGCGCCCUCGAACCGCCAGAACCACUCCCCGCCACCACCGGCUCACCCGCCAGGACACCCAGUAUCCGCCCGUGCAGGCUCCUGCACCCCAUCCGCCCAGCGUGGAUCCCUCGGAAGACUACGGCGUCCCCUAUGGCCAAGCCUUCCAGCCCCAGCCCGCCCAUCGCGGCGGCGGCGGCGGCGGCUACUACGGCGGGCGCGGCCACCCUCAGCAGUAUUCACAGAGCCAGGCCGGCCACUACAUGGGAGGCUAUCCCGGCGGCAACCAAAUGGUCCCGUACAGCAACUUCGCCCCCAACCCCUUCAGCCCCAUGGGCAACAACGCCAACGGCGCGAGCUACUUUGGCGGCGAAGCCAGGCACAUGUACGAGAUGAUGCCCUAUCAACAUGGCUUCUACGGCCCGCCCCAGUACAACAUGCCCCCUCACUUGCCGCAAUUCCACCUGUCGCCACCCCCGCCGCCCGCCACCGAGGCCCCUGGACCCGCCGCCAGCCCAGCCCCGAAGGAGCCUCCGGUCGAUAUGGAAAAGAUCAGGCUCGAGGCGCAGAUCGCCGCCAUGAAAGCAGAAGAGGAUAAGAAAAAGUCCGCCAUGGAACGUGAGAAGUUGCAAGAGCAGAUUCGCCGAGAAACGAUGGAUGAGUUGAAGAGGCAGCAGGAGGAGGCUCAAAAAGAAAUUGAGCGCGCCAGGGCAGAGGCGGAAAAGAUCGCCAUGGCGAAGAUAGAGUCCGAGCGAAAGGCGGCCGAGGAACGGGCGCGGGAGCAGGCCGAAACCGUGAAGCGGGCCGAAGAAAACGCCUUGAGAAAGUUUGAGGCCGAGAAGAGGGCCGACGAAGAACGCCGCAAGCGGGAGCAGGAGGAGCGCGUCAGAAUCGAAGAAGCCGCCAAGGCUCGUGUCGAGGCGGCGCUCAAAGCCGAGGCCGAUGCCAAGGUUGCUGCCGAAAAGAGAGCUGCCGAGGAGGCGGAGCGGUUCAAGAUGAUGCAAGAGGAUGCCAGGCGCAAGGCCGAACUCGAAUAUCUGGCCAGAGUCGAGGCCGACAAGGAGGCGGCCAAAAGGGCGGUCGAGGCCGAAGAGGCCGCCAGGCGCAAGGCCGAGGCGAAUUUCCUGGCCAAGGUGGAGGCGGACAAGCUGGCGGCCCAGAAGGCUGCCGAGGCCGAAGAGGCUGCGAGGCGCAAGGCCGAGGCCGACUAUCUGGCCAAGGUGGAGGCGGAAAAGGCGGCGGCCCAGAAGGCUGCCGAAGCCGAAGAGGCCGCCAAAAAGGAGCACGAGGCGCUCAAGAAGAAGCUCGAGGACGAGGCCAAGGCCAACCUGGAGGCUGCCAGGAAGACGGACAGGGGGGGGAGCAUCAAAUUCAAGGACGCCGUGGGGAGAAAGUUUAGCUUUCCCUUUCAUAUUUGCCAGACGUGGCAGGGCAUGGAGGACCUCAUCAAGCAGGCCUUUCUCCACGUCGAUGUCAUUGGGCCGCACGUGCAAGAAGGCCAUUACGACUUGAUCGGGCCCGACAACGAAAUCAUCCUGCCCUCGGUGUGGGAGAGAGUCGUGGAGCCCGAGUGGUCAAUCAGCAUGACCAUGUGGCCGGUGGACAAGACGCCGCCGCUGGGGCCCAAACUGCCGCCGAUGGGAAUGAGAAUGCCCGGACGACCCGCCAUGCCCCCUGGUAUGGUGCCUCCACCGGAAUGGCCCGGGCCCGCACCACGACGACGGACCACCCAUCUUCCCGACAUCAAUAUCGUCGACGUCAACCCGCCCACGACCAAGGCGAAGCCGAACAACAAGAAGAACUCGGCCAUGUUGACGUUUUUUGCAGGCAAGCCCACCAAGAGAAAAUCGGGCAAGAAAUGA